Ostreococcus lucimarinus CCE9901 is the source of this 930-nucleotide messenger RNA. RefSeq lists its product with no specific name. Gene Ontology annotation, cellular component: endoplasmic reticulum; COPII-coated ER to Golgi transport vesicle. The record is from RefSeq and is a predicted model, not a curated record. The annotation marks the transcript as partial. Lineage: Eukaryota; Viridiplantae; Chlorophyta; Mamiellophyceae; Mamiellales; Bathycoccaceae. The transcript has a single exon.
GUCGACGCGUUCGCGCGCGCGGCGCCGCACCUGACGAAGCGAACGCGCGCGGGCGCGUGCGUCUCCGUCGUCGGCGUCGUCCUCGCGUGCGCGCUCGCGCUGGUUGAGAUAACAGAUUUUCUCACGCCGACGCGCGCGAAGACGCACGGCGUGGACGACGCGAGGAACGCGACGCUGCGAAUAGAGAUAGACGUGACGUUCCCGCGAAUGCCGUGCCAGUUGCUGUACGUGGACGCGUACGAUGAGAGCGGGAAACACGAGGUGGACGCGCGAGGACUGUUGCUCAAGACGCGGUUGGACGCGAGCGGACGCGCGAUCGGGGAGUACGAGAGCGCGGGAGGGGUGGAUUUAGGAGGAUUGGUGUUGUUUCAGCGACGACCCGAACACGCGCACGAGGUGCGGGAGGCGAAGGCGGACGUGGAGGGGUGCCGAUUGCACGGGGAAUUGGAGGCGCGGCGCGUGGCGGGGACGCUGCGCGCGUCGACGGGGCCGGAGAGUUAUGAGUUUUUGAAAGAGAUUUACGACGAACCGUGGGAGAUCGACAUGCGGCACGCGGUGAAAACGUUCACUUUCGGGGCCGAGUUUCCGGGGGCGGUGAAUCCGAUGAACGGAGUGCGGCGGAUGGAGACGAAGAGCGGGAUUUACAAGUACUUUAUGAAAGUCGUGCCGACGACGUACUCUUCGACGCGAGCGCUCUUCGGUUUCAUACCUUGGACCGUGCGCACGCGAACGAAUCAAUACAGCGUCACGGAACAUUUCAUCGAAACUCCACAUUGGGGUGCGUUGCCGCAGUUGUUCUUUAUUUACGACUUAUCCGCCAUCGCCGUGAACAUAACGGUGACUUCGAAGAGCAUCGUGUAUUUUCUCACCAAGACGUUGGCGACGAUGGGUGGCAUCUUCGCGUUGACGCGAACGGUCGAUAGAUACAUC